GACGGUCGGUUCAAUGUUUACAAUUGUAUAGCUGGGAGUGACAGUCUUGAGAAGUAUCCGUGAAGCCUUAUUAAAAUUAGUGGCCGGCCAUUGAAAUAGGGACCAAAGACAACGUAGAAUAACAGUUUCUUCAGCAUGGACGAGUCAGUUUUGAAACUAUUAGAAACGGGCAACGAUCAAGAUGUUGUUCGUGUACUAAAGGAUUUUAUUAGAAAGUAUGAAAAACAGUUCACCCCUGUUGGGCUAAGUGAGGACCACUGUAAUCGCUUGUGGCGUGUCAUUAUGGGACGUUUAAGUGACUACUCUGCUAGUAGUACCCAUCAAACAUGUUUGUCAGCCAUCAGAAUCCUAAGCCGUGAUGAGUCCUCUCUUAAUAAUGUUAUUGACAGUGAAAGGUUGUCUUACAUAGUGAAACUAGCAGGUCUGGUUCCAGAGGAGGAAGCAUUGGAACGUCUCAAUCAACAGAUUAAUUAUGAAGUGGUUACUGAAGCACAGAAGUGUUUGAGUAAUCUCGUAUACAACAGUAAAGCAAUCCAGCGCAUGUGCUGUGUCAACUCCUGCAUCCCUGGGUUGAUGUGUCGUUUGAAAACUUUUAAGGAUCCAGACCUGCCCCAUGUUGUCAAGUACUUUGAUAUGAGAUUGCUCUUCCUUCUCACUGCUGUUUGCGCUGAUAUAAGACCUCGGUUGCGAAGUGAGUAUCAUGGACUUACUUACUUGAUAGAGGUGUUGGAUCUUUCUUUGAAAACAUCACAAGAAGAAAGUGAACUCCAACUUGUAAAUGGCUAUGCUCCAGCUCCAGUGAUUUUCAAUGAUGAACAAGCUGAGUUGGUGAAUGAAGUCCUGAAGGUUUUAUAUAACUUGGUUUUACACAUUGACAAAAACAGCCCGGAUGAAGAAGAGGACAGCCACUGUCUUCGCCUUAUAAGCAUCCUUCGCUCUCUCCUCUUGGCCACUACACGAUGCCCAGAAAAGACAGAUACACUUCACAGUAACACCGUGAAUUUACUACUUGUCAUGCCACCCAAUAUGUACGAGGAACUGUUGUCUGACAUGCCCCAAGCCAACUCAGAGCAUGGUUUGCCACCACCCCCACCUGUUGUCACGACGCAGCCAGUUGCUGGAGCAACAGCUCUGGUUGAAGCAGCUUGCUUCACAGAAGUCAGUGAAAAUCAGGCUCUUGAUGAGCGUAGCUGUGAAUAUGAUGGCAAAGAUAUGACAGUUAUUUUGAAGUUAUUAGAUUUUCUGGACUCUAGGUUGAAAGCUCCAGAAAACCAGUUUUUGACAUGGAAAACUUACAAGCCUGGUGUGUCAUCUGAUAAAACGUUGAUGCCAAUUUUGACGCUAAUGGUAGAAAUGACACAAGCUAAUAGAAUCAUUCGGAAGUUUGUCCGCUUACGAGUUCUGCCGCCCUUACGUGAUGUUUCCAAAAGACCUGAGGAGGGGAACACCAUCCGUAAUAAACUCUGCUCUCUAAUGACAUCCCCACUGCAUGAUCUUAAACAUCUUGCUGCAAAUUUCCUCUUUAUAUUAUGUAAAGAAAGUGUUGAUCGACUCAUUAAGUACACUGGCUAUGGCAAUGCUGCUGGCUUUUUGGCCUCUAGGGGACUGAUGCAUGGGGUCAGCAAACCGACAGUAGUUUAUUCCUCAGAUUCUGAAGAUUCUGACACUGAAGAAUAUGUAACAGCAAGUGGAAUGAUAAAUCCAGUAACAGGUCGAUAUGAACCUCCUCGUCCCUCUCCAUUAGCCGAUAUGACUGAAGAACAGAAAGAACAUGAAGCCAUGAAACUUGUCAAUGUUUUAGAUAAACUUACUCGGGGUAAUAUAAUUCAGCCCUGUCGUAUAGGUGAUGAUGGGAAGCCUCACCCUGUAGAAAGUGUCAUAGAGCUGCAAGAAAGCCUGGGAGGCUCCAAUCCAGCUGACCACAACAAUGAUGACUCAGACUAAAUGAAUUCAUCCAAAUGGCUGUUGAGUAAAAUUUUCUUCCCAUUACUGUUGUUGCCAUGUUCUGAAACACUCGUGCGAUUUCCCCUGAGGCUAUCAAGUGAUGCUUUUGUCAUGUUUGGAUAUAUAGUGUAAACAGAUUGCACGGGUGUUUUGGUACAGUGACAUUGUUAGUUUUAAGGCUUCUCUCUGAGCUUCACCAUUGUCUUUAUUUAUUAUUGAGUUAAUGAUGAGUUUGGAUAGUAAUGCCAUUUUAAUAUCAAAUUUAUUGUUGAUUGGAUUUAACAUAAAGCUAAAUGCAGCUUUGGUUAGCUGGCCAGUCAGUUGUAGUUGGUACUGAACAUCCAAUUUAGGAUUUAAUUUAGGUGACCAAAGAGAUGUCCUUUAAUUUUUACGGAACUUAAUCAUUUCAGUGACAGAUUUUGUUUACAAGUUAUAACCGUCUAACACAUUAUCAUGUCUAUUGAAAAUUUGUUUCCUGAGCACUAAUAACUGCCACUGGAUUUCGUAAUCCACUCUGUCUCCAAGAAUUAGUGUCAUAGGUAUCAUUUGCAGUGCUUAAUAUUUUGGGAAAAAAUGCCAAACUUAGAUUUAUGCAGUGCCAAUGUGUUGUAUAUUCAUACUUUUACUAUAAAAGGGAACUUUUCAUCUCCCAGUUUUCUGAAUGUUACAUCCUCGUCCUCAACAUUCAUUGAAAUGGUAGCAGUAACUUCAACGAAGUGACAAAAGUAAUACACCAGUAGUAUUAUAUUUUGAUAAAAAAUGUCAGAAAUAAACCAAAUAUGAUUCUAUUUGGUGUGACUUUAUAAGGAACUCUUCUUUGCUUGAGACCAUCAUUAACAGUGAAGUUACUUUGUCUUGUACAAUUUUUUAUGCAAAACCAGGUAAGAAGGGAAAGAAUACUAUUCCAUUGAAGACAUUACUGCAGCUUUACAGCAAAGAUUAUGUGACUUUGCAACUAAUUCUUAAACUUUUGUAUCCCUUUCUUCAAGUGUAGUUGUAGCAAGUGCCCUGAUAUUGAACAGCCUCCUGCUAGGAAGCUAAAUAAUGUACAGGUAUAUUAGUUUUUUAUUUUUCAGGCUUCAACAAUUAUGUAAAAAUCAUUUGCAGUCUUCAUAUUUUAAAAAAAUAGCCCCUUGUAUUCGAAGGGAAUAUCGUUAUGCCGAAGUAUUUUCAUAUGCAAUCUUCAUUGUUAAACUAUUUUUGAAUAGAUGAUUAACUGUAAAAGUUGGAAGAACAGUUAAUUAAGUCUUUCAUUUCAGACUAUUAUAACUUUCAUUCGCAAAGGUCUGAAUUCAUUUGAUGGGAGCAGUGUUUAAGUCAAUUAGCUUUCCUCCUUUCAGCAUUUGGAAGUUGCUGUUACUAAGCAAAGGACUUUUUCAGGCAGCAACCAAGAAGGGAAAUGUGAUUAAUUGAUGUAAUGAUUAUUUAAGGUAUAGAAUGUUAGUAUGUACAGGAAGGACACUAAUAAGCAGAGAAACUUACUUAGCAUUUUGUAGGAAAUAAACAGUAGAGUGCUAUUUAUCCAGUGUCCAAGUAAAGCAAUAUAUGGAAGCUUUUAUAAUUUGAACACCUUGGAAAAGUAAUAAUGUAUUAUUAAAUGUGAAAAGUUAAAAAAUGUAAUGUAUUAUUGAAUAUGAAAAGUUUUAAAAAUAAUGUCUGUGUUCUUUUGAAAAUGAGGGUUUUUUCCGGGGAUACCAUUCAUUGUGUGCUUGUGUGGCAUGCUGUGGGUGGUACUGAAGAUCAUUUGCAGCAUGAUUUUGGCCCCAGCUGCUGUCCAGUAUCUUUAACAAUACGUUGCUGUUCUGCAGGAAUUAUUUAUGUAAACCUUAUGGGAGUGUAGAAAUGUGACAGUCUCAUUUAAUUACAUAUAAUUUGUAAUAUACUACUACGUACUUCAGUCGCUGUUAGAAAAAGCAGACUGCAUACAAUUCCUUUAUAAAGUUAAUUUGGAUGAAAGUUUAACAUCCUAACUUAUGUUUUACUCAGCUCACUGGAGUUCCAUUUUCAUCCAGUAUGAAGUUUGCCUAGUGGCCAUUGGCUUUAUUUUUACUAUUUGCUGAAACUGCCCAGUGGUUUGAGUACCAUACUGAACAUUCCUCGUUUGGCAAAGCAGUGGCAAUUGUACAUUGUUUCAUUAUCAAGAGUAUCAUAAGCCUUAAAAACUGUUGGACGUAAUGGAAUACUUUGCUCGAGAUGUUCAUUAUCAUCAAGAAUGUCAGAAUUAUCAAAUUUCCUCUUAAUAUGGAUAAUUCUGCAUACAGGGUUUGUUUGCAAUUUUAGUUUUUCAACCAUAAUAAAUUUGAAUUGCAUGUAUCAUCUGUAGCUUGUCAUAUGAAUUUUCAUAAAAUCUUAUUGAUUAUUUUGGAUGGAGUUGCUUACUCCCUCAACCUGUAAGAUUUCAUGUGGAUGUAGACAUAACUGGAUACUGUAAAGUGGAUAAAAAUGUGCACAUAGGGACUGGUGUUAGUAGAGGUAUGCACUACCUGAAUGCUUCCUAGUUUGCUUAUGUUCUAAAACUGUAAUAGUGUUUGACAGUAGCUUGAUUAAAGUUGCCUGGUGUUUUUAAAUUGGUUGAUUCUAUUACUGUUACAGCUAUGCAAUAUGUCAGGCAAAAGAAAGCCCAGUGUCAAGAGAGAGAAAGCUGAGUGAUAGUUGUUAAUCCUAAAUCAAGGCUUCAUAAUACAGAUACUAGUGUUGUAUAGCUUGCAAACAAAAUAAGAUUAAAUGCAUUUACAAAUUAGGGUUCCAUUGAAUUUGUUUUGGAUAUAUUUUUAGUUACGUGUAAUCUCAAACAUGAAAUUCUUUUGCAACAUACGAAAUAAGUAUGUGCUUCAAUAAGUAGGCAUUAUCAGUUGCUGAUAAAAUUUUAAUUUUGUUGUCAAUUUAAAUGGAGAUGCUUAUAGUACUUCAAUUCCCUUUUAAGUGGAUUAAGUAACCAUUUGCACAUGUGUCCUGUCAGCUGCUAGGUAUUUAUGAGGAGCUUGAUUUUUGUUACUAAACUUUUAGUUGACCAUCAUGCCAAUAAUGUUUUGAUGAUGACUUAUCAGAUUAUAUGCUAAGUUGUUUGAAAAAGAAAUAAAACUAAUUUCAAAGGUGGAAAGUUAAAAAUAAAUCUUCAUCUCCAUUAAUUUUGUGAUCAAGGAAAUCACUGUUGUUAUUUUUGUGAAUUUGGAGAAAACAUACACUAAUUUCAACACAAAAGAUUUUACUCCUAAGAAAGUCUGAUUGAAUGAUAUACCAUUGUGAAGCCAAACCCGAUUGUGAUAAAGAAAAAUGUACUUACAAAGGGAGGUUUGCUUAUGGAACACUGUUAUGGUUGUUACCCUGAUGUAUGUGUAAAGGGGAUAUAGUAAGAGGUCUCUUGCCAUGAUAGGGGCACAUUUCAUUUUAACAUCACUGGAAGAUUUUACACAUUGCAGGACAGGCAGUAACAAGACCAGGAGAUUCGCCAAUCCUACCUCCAGUUGAGGCUUAGGGAAGCAGUGCUUAUACAUUUGACAUUAAUUUCUUACAGUAAUAAUGGCAUUGAUAAGUGUUGGGAGCUUAAGCUUUUAAAAAUCUAUUUACUGUAUGUAUACAGAUGGACUACACUGCUGCAAGGAUAGUGAUGAUUAAUAAAGGAUUGUUAGUAAACCCACUUAUGUCAGAGUAACAGUCAACCCGGCAAAGAUGCACGACCUUCUAGUUAGUGAAGCACGUCACUGCCUUUUACUCGAGAAAGCAAUCAGCAGUUUUAUGAUUUCUGUUGCUAAAGGUCUUGUGUAUAUUUUGUAAAGAAAUUGUUUAAAAAUAAAAGUGCUGUAAUUCAGGUUUCAAAUAUUUAUGCUUCCAUUCGAAUAUUUUGUUUGAUCAAGACAGUAUAUCAUUGUACAGCUUUCCAUGAUUGUGCCCUGUGUGAUCUGUGAUUAAGUAAUAUAAAUGCCCUUUGUACCAUUUAACCCCUUGAGGUUGCCACAUAUCAGUAGUGAUACCCUGAUGGUCAAGAAGUAUUACCCAAGUGUGAGCAGACACCGAUGUUGAUCAAAAUGAUGCUGUUGCAAUUGAAUAUGUACUGUAUACAUGAUGUAAGGAGAGGUAAAAUAUUUAGUGUAAUUUUACAAUAGAAAACCUACAGUUUUAUGAACUGAGGUCAAAGCUCCAGUUACCAGGGUUGGUAAAAUAAGUACUUACUAUAUGUGGAUUUAAAGAGGACUAAUUUUAUAGAUUUAAAAGUACAUUUUAUUUUUAUUGUGUAAAUGUGAUGUAUUUAGAUUUUUUAUUUAUAAUUUUUAUGAUAACUAUUUAUAGCACACUUCAUUGCUUCAUUACAGGAACACAAACAUCUAUACACAUUCCAUUCUUACAUUUUAUGCCAUGAUGAUUACAAGAGGUAGACUGGAUUUAGGCAUUAUAUUCCCAUUUCAGGCUGAAUUUGGUAAUGACACUGCACUUGUUGGGAUGUGAUUUAGCUUAGGUACAAUACCUGUCAUUUCAUUGGUUGUUACCUUUAUCAGAUGCUAUGCAAUGUGAUGCAGCUCUCAUUGUAUAUUUUUGUUCUUUGUAAGACAUUUCAUAUCUCUACACUGACUGUAUUUCCAUUGAAAAAAAAAAUUUACAUGAAAAGGGAUUUAAUUUUUUUGCGAAACCCCAUUUUGAAGACAUAAUUGUAAGUCUCAGAAUGUCUUUCAAUAUGCCCUUUUAAUGUAAUUAGCCAUCACAUUGCUCUUGCAUUAGAUAUUGUAUCUUGUAAGCAUAUUUUAAUUAAAUUUUGCAAAGUAAAGUAAGAUGCUGCUAGUUUCAUUUUUUUUCUUUUGUGCAGUGUCCAUAAUUACCAGGUUCUUUGACUGUGGGUUCAAACAUAAUUGGAAUUAAUGACUUUAAUGCGUUGUUGCACCUGCUUCAAUACACAACGAACACUUAGUUUUUCAUCCUCUCUUACUUAUGCUGUGUGUUCGAGAUUUUGUUAGAUAUAUUGAUGUUUAUCAGAUAAAUAUUGUAAACUUUGAAAUAAGAAUAUAUAUGAUUUAUUGUAA
Molecule: messenger RNA, 6956 nt
Organism: Macrobrachium nipponense
Lineage: Eukaryota; Metazoa; Arthropoda; Malacostraca; Decapoda; Palaemonidae
Gene: ric8a
Product: synembryn-A-like
Exons: 12
Coding region: 136-1944 (602 amino acids)
Biological process (GO): G protein-coupled receptor signaling pathway
Cellular component (GO): cytoplasm
Molecular function (GO): guanyl-nucleotide exchange factor activity; G-protein alpha-subunit binding
Source: RefSeq, a predicted model, not a curated record